Messenger RNA from Astyanax mexicanus (Mexican tetra), 8091 nucleotides. It is a transcript of the gene slc9d1, whose product is annotated as transmembrane and coiled-coil domains 3. Bases 758 to 2776 code for a protein of 672 amino acids. Gene Ontology annotation, molecular function: potassium:proton antiporter activity. Gene Ontology annotation, biological process: potassium ion transmembrane transport; proton transmembrane transport. The record is from RefSeq and is a predicted model, not a curated record. Lineage: Eukaryota; Metazoa; Chordata; Actinopteri; Characiformes; Acestrorhamphidae. The transcript is spliced from 13 exons. Gene Ontology annotation, cellular component: membrane.
UCUAAAUCACUGUAUUAUUGUUUACCAUUAUAACUAAUAAUAUUAAUUGCGAUUUACACGUUUCGUACUUUCACGCAAAUAAUGGCAGUGAGCUCCCAAAGAAAUCAUUAUUAAGAAUUAACCUAUCAUGUGAAACAUACAGCUCUGGAAAAAAAUAAGAGACCACUUCAGUCUUUGCUAUUUAUAGGUAACUUAUAUGUUUGAGUAAAAUGAACAUUCUUGUUCUAUUCUAUAAAGUACGGACAACAUUUAUUUUUUUAUGUAGCUUGGCAUGUUCUCCUCCACCAGUCUUACACACUGAUUUUGGAUAACAUUAUGCCGCUCCUGGUGCAAUAAUUCAAGCAGUUUAGCUUAGUUUGAUGGCUUGAUGGCAUAAAUCACUGUAUCAGGGGAAAAUUAAGGUAAAAAUAAUUUUUUUAUGUAUUUUUCAAGUUUUUAGUUUAAGUUUAAUAUUUUAUUAUUAACUGCCAUUUUCACUUGUUUAACACUUAAACAAAUAAUGACAGCGAGCUCCGGUUAUUUAAUGCACCCUUAAUCAACAAUUAAUCAAGAAAAACAAGUGAAAACCCCCAAAAAUGUGGGUCAGCGCAUGCGCAGUGUCGUUAGGAAGCACAUAUCGAUGGGUAGCACAACUCGGCAGAACACCCGGCAGUACAAGAGCCCGAUUGUUUGCUUCAUUUACUGACUGUGGAGCUGAGGAGCUGAGCUGCGCACGCGAGCCGCAGCGCUUCUUCAAGGUGACUCGUCAGUCAGUAGAAUGUGGGCCCUGUUUGCUCUGCUGUGCCUCAGCCUGGCAGGGGCACUGCAGCCGGGCAAUCAGGUGGCCCAGCAUGCCAUUAAGCUUCACCGUGGGAAGGGGGCAGCUGCCGCCCAUGGGCACCGUUGGGUGGCAGAAAACUGCCGGCGCCUCUCGGGCCUCUUGCGGCAGAAGAGUGCUGCUGUUAGAAAGCUGGAGGCUGCAGCGGCAGCGGUGCAGCGAGACCGAGCUCUGUCAGACGCUGAGAAGCUCUUUCAGGUGCACACGCUGGAGGUGUUCCAGAAGGAGCUGAACGAGAGCGAACGCUCUGUGUUCCAGGCUGUGCUGGGCCUCCAGCGGGUGAUGAAGGGUGACUUCAGGGACGUGGUGAACAUGAAGGAAAGCAGCCGCCAGAGGCUGGAGGCACUCCGAGAGGCUGCCAUAAAGGAAGAAGAGGAGUAUGUGGAACUGGUUGCAGCUGAAAAGCACCAGCAGGAAGCUCUGAAGGUGGCACAGGACCGCAACAAGACUCUGUCCAUGCUGGAUGAGAUCUUGGAGGACGUCAGGAAGGCUGCCGACCGCCUGGAGGAGGAGAUUGAGGACCAUGUCUUUGACAACAACAAGCAGAUGAAGGGGGUUAAUGUCGAGGCGGUUCUGAGAGUGGAGGAGGAUGAGGAGGACAAUAAAAGGAAGAACAUGUCUCGGCAAGUGGCGGAGGGUGAUCUAGGACUGAGUAUGCUGAUUGACUCCCAGAACAAUCAAUAUGUGCUUACUAAACCCCGCGACUCCACCAUUCCCCGCGCUGACCAUCACUUCAUCAAGGACCUGGUGUCUGUGGUGAUUCUGUCUCUGCCCUGUGGAUGGCUCUGCACUUUAAUGGGAUUGCCUCCAAUGUUUGGCUACAUAGUUUGUGGAGUUCUUUUAGGUCCCUCUGGGCUUAAUAGUAUUAAGUCCAUGGUUCAGGUAGAGACCCUCGGGGAGUUGGGUGUGUUCUUCACUCUUUUUGUGGUUGGUCUUGAGUUCUCACCUGAGAGACUCCACAAGGUCUGGAAGAUCUCUGUCCAGGGCUCCUGCUACCUCAGCCUGUUGAUGGUGGGGGCGGGGCUUCUGUGGGGACAGAUGUUUAGGCUCCAUCCUACUCAGACUGUGUUCAUUUCCAGCUGCUUGUCGCUUUCCAGCACUCCUCUGGUGUCACGAUUCCUUUCAGUUGGGAACAGAGGGGACAAGGACGGGGAACUGGACUACAGUAGCGUCCUGCUGGGAAUGCUGGUGAUGCAAGAUGUUCAGCUGGGCCUGUUCAUCGCCAUCAUGCCCACCCUUAUCCAAGUAGGGAAUGGAGACAUGGACAGUGCGCUGAUGGGAGGCUUACGCGUUCUGGUUCUUCUGGCCCAGGUCUUGGUCUCGUUUGCUGUCGUGCUGCUGCUCUGCUGGCUCCUCAGGUCUCACCUGAUUGGUCCAUUCUACAGGAAGCUGCAUGCUGAGAGUAAAGGGAACAAAGAGAUACUUGUUCUGGGAACCACAGCGUUUGUGUUCUUAAUGCUGACAAUGACAGAAUUCCUGCAUGUUUCAAUGGAGCUCGGCUGUUUCCUUGCUGGAGCCCUCCUCUCCUCACAGGGUCACAUGGUCACCAGUGAAGUCAUGAGCUGUGUGGAGCCAAUUAGAGACUUCCUGGCCAUUAUCUUCUUUGCGUCUAUUGGCUUACACGUGUUCCCAACAUUUGUCCUCUACGAGCUGACCAUCCUACUGGUCCUUACCUUAUCACUGGUGAUAAUGAAGUUUAUCAUGGCAGUGCUGGUGCUCUCUGCCAUCCUGCCGCUCGGCUCCCGGCACAUCCGCUGGCUGGUAUCGGCUGGGCUGGCACAAGUCAGCGAGUUCUCCUUUGUCCUGGGCAGUCGGGCCCGCCGGGCUGGUAUCAUCUCCAGGGAGGUCUAUCUGCUGGUUCUCAGUGUCACCACAUUAAGUCUGUUGUUAGCACCUGUGCUGUGGAGAGCUGCCACUCUUAGAUGCCUCCCUCGACCCGAGAGAAAACCGUCCACCUGACCCUCGCUCAGCACGUUUGCGGUGGCUCUCUCUCCAGUGGUGGAACUUUGUGGUACAAGAAGGCUUAAAGGCAAGGAAGCCUUCAGGUUCUGAUGCACAGAAACUGUUCUAGGGAAGGUGGACAGUAGGUGGCCUUGCUGCUCUGGGAUAAAGCAGUUGUUCUGACAUGUCAGAACCUACUGAGGAGGUUCAAACAAGGGCAAAAUGAAGAAUUUAUAUAUAUAUAUAUAUAUAUAUAUAUAUAUAUAUAUAUAUAUAUAUAUAUAUAUAAGACUUCAGUAUAAAUUGUUGCUAAUAGUGUACAAAGAUGUUUAUUUAUUCUUAUAGAUCUGCAAGCUGUAGUUGUGCUUACACGCAGGGCCGGACUGGCUAUCGGGAGAAACUAAAGAUUUCCUGGAGGCCUGGUCUGGUCUGUCAGCUGGACUGGGCGGCCUGAGUAGCGUCUGUUUCACGGUAUAUCACAGUAUUUUAAUUUUUAAUUUUUAUUUUUUUGCCAUGACUGGUCUUUUAUAUAGGUUUGUGAGUUACUGUACUGUUAAGAGUACAUACACUAUAAAACACCAAGGCUUUAAACUAGGCUUUGAUUAGUAUUGGGUUUACUUGGUCCCACAAAAUUAGACAAUAUAUGAAGAAAUCCGACUUUAUUAUCAGAAAAAUAGCUAAAGAAUGUAAACAAUAGAUCUUAACAAUAGAUACACUAACAAAUUUAACACGGCUCCCCUUUACAAAAUUAAAUAUUUUAAUAAAUAGUUCCAUAAACACUAUUAAUAAACCUAAAAUACUCAAUGUUUAAGUAUUCAAAGAGAUAUUUCUUAAAAGUAAUAUUGCACAAGUUAGACACAAGUUUAACAUAAGUUUACUAUACGUUGUUCCUGAAGCCAUUAGAGACGCUACAAUUCCUUUCUUUCUCCAGUCAAAAAAUACAUUCAAAUCAUCCUUCAAGCUACAGUAUUAAUAUAUUUAAAAGGGCUGUAGUUACUGCUCUAUUUUACUGGGAUAAAAACACUCCUACAGUAGAAACAGCAGCAGGAGCUGUUCUGAUUUCUCUGCAGGACGGAGCUACACCAGCAUUUGACUCUCUUCUCUGACGGUUCUCUUCCACAUGGUGCUCUGCAGCGCCCUCUAGCAGUAUGGCGAUAUGAGAAAAACUCAUACCGGUUCAAGUUCACCCUGCGGUAUACCGAUUGAACUGGUAUACAGCCCAGCACUACUAGAAACUAAACCGCACAGUACUGCUUGUGCAAACUGCCUCUUUAGAAUUCUGUUUCCUUAGUACUGUUUCAUGAAUCAUGGCUUUCUGUCAUGAUUUAGUACGCAAAAACAUAAGUUUGUGCUUAUUAGUUCUUGGCAAGUAAUAGAUAAGAAGAUUCAAGGUGGAGUGGAGAUUAAAAGAAUAAAUAAAAUAAAACAGGUCAGACUGUCAGCCCUAUUAGAACCAUUUCAUUAGUUAAUGUUUUCUUUGGUUAUCUAGCUUAUAGCAGGUUAGUGUGUAGCCUAAAUUCACACAAAUAAAUAAAUAAAUAAAUAAAUAAAUAAAUAUAUUGCCAAAAAUAUUAAUUCACCCAUCCUCCAAACUUCAUGUGGGCUUUAGAUUAGAUCAAGAACUUCACAGAAUGGGUUGCCAUUACUGAGCAGCUGCAUUCAAGCCAUACAUCUCCAAGCGAAGUGCUAAACCUCAGACACAGUGGUGUAAUGCACAUUUGCUACUAGACUCUAGAGGAGUGGAGAUGUAUUCUCUGUCUGGUGAUCUAAUGGACAGUGUAUAGUGCAGUUUCCAAAGUACAGUUUUUCCAACCAGUAUACAGCAUUUUGAGUAUUAUGACUCUUCAGAAGAUUUGUAUUGAUGCUUGUAUUGAUAAAGUCAGAUUUUCAGCUGAGACGAAUUUGCUAAGAAAUCAUAAAUCAGAUUGUUCAUUUUAUUUUAAACCUGCCAUUAUAUAAAACUUGAAUCACCUAAUAUAUUGUACAUUGCAUACAUCCUUUGGUAAAGCUAUAUAGUGCCUGUUACAUCAGGUACAAAUAUAUAAGUAUUCAGCUCUGGAAAAAAAAUUAUAGACCACUUCAGUUUCUGAAUCAGUCUCUCUGAUUUUGCUAUUUACAGGUGAAUGUUUGAGUAAAAUGAACACUGUUGUUUUAUUCUAUAAACUACGGACAACAUUUCUCCCAAAUCCCCCCCCCAAAAAACAUUGUCAUUUAGAGCAUUUAUUUGCACAAAAUAAAUCGCUGAAAUAACAAAAGAUGUAGAGCUUUCAGACUUCAAAUAAUACACUGCUUUUGGAUAACUUUAUGCCACACCUGGUGCAAAAAAUUCAUGCAGUUCAGCUUGGUUUGAUGGCUUGUGAUCAUCCAUCUUCCUCAUGAUUAUAUUCCAGAGGUUAUCAAUUUAGUAAAAUGAAAACAAAAACUCAUCAUUUUUAAGUGGUCUCAUUUCUUUCCAGAGCUGUAUGUAUGUAUACUGCCUGGCCAAAAAUUUGAUUGGACCUUUAGCUUUGAUUGCAGAAGCUUACUGAAGCAAUGCCACAGCAAAUGCAUCCUGCAAUGUCACAAUAUUUAUUUAAAUCCAGUGUUGCAUUAAUCUUUCAGCAUUGAUGAUGGUAGAAUCUAGUGCUGGGCGAUAAAACGAUAACAAUAGUUAUUGAGGAAAAUAUAUAUCGCGAUAACUAUGAUAAGCCGGACGAUAGGAUUCGAUAAACUUUAUUUUUCUAUUUCCCGUUUAAGUAGCGCUGUGAACAGGCACAGCACGCGAUCAGGCAUCGCGCUGAACUGCAUGCUCAGCCCAGAACAGUAAUUUUAAAUGACUUUUAAAAUUAAUUUAAAAGCUGUCUGAGCACCUUGUACCCACCUGGCAAGAUGUGGACAUCCUAGUGUCUGUCCACAAGGCUCUGAGCCUGCUAGUGAUUUUGGCCAUAACUCCCUUAUUCUGUCACUUAUGAGUAAAAAGAAACCUUUAAGUCUAACAGAAAGUGAUUUGAUUUAUAUUGUGAUACAUAUCGAUAUCGGCUGAUAUGAAAAACUAUAUCAUGAUAAGAUUUUUUUCCAUAUCGCCCAGCCCUAGUAGAGUCUGACCGCUGCACAAAGCCUUCUCCACCCAGCAUAUCCCAAAGAUUCUUAAUGAGGUAAAGGUCUGGACUCUGUGGUGAACAAUCCAUGUGUGAAAAUGAUGAUCUCAUGCUCCCUGAAUCACUCUUUCACAAUUCCAGCCCCAUGUAUCCUGGCAUUGUCAUCUUGGAAUUUGCCCGUGCCAUCAGGGAAGAAAAAAUCUGUUGAUGGAUUAACCUGGUCUAUAUUCAGUAUAUUCAGGUAGUCAGCUGACCUCAUUCUUUCAGCACAUACUGUUGCUGAACCUAGACCUGACCAACUGCAGCAUCAACCACACAUCAUUUGCUUAGUUAAAUCCAGGUGAUGACUUUUUUUUUGGCCCGGCAGUGUAUAUAUGUCAAUUGAAAAUAAAUACUUUGCUUAUUUCUUUUUUGCAAAGGUUGAAACAUGGGCAGAAAGAGAGCAUGAAACACCUGUAAGUUCAAGGAGCGCUCCAGGUCCAGCUUAUAUUAGGUCUAAUAAUUGUGAAGGGUAUUUUGUGUAUUGCCUUAAACAUACAGUACAUACAAAAUAUACUAUUAAGGCAGAUACAGUAACUGAAAAUGUGUGUGUGGCCUGAAUGAUUCUCAGCCUGAAGAGCUAUGCCAGUCCGGCCCUGCUCGUGUAAAGAAGCUUAUAUAGACGUGCCUUGAAAUCAGCUGAUGUCCAUAGAUUUACCAAAUAACCUGGUUGAGCAUGUACAUUCACAUCAUCAGUGAUUAACUACGGGCCUGUUUGUCUAGUUUUUCCAGCCUAUGAAAUCUUAAUAGGUUUGUUUGCACAAAUAGGGGUUUGCAUAUUCCUGCUGACUGUUAUUAAGGUCAACUCCGAUAAAAGGGAAGAAGCUGACGAGCCCAUAUUCUAAUGUUUUUGUUUUUGGUACUCAUUCUUACUCAUGAUCUUAUUUUCCAGCCUUUUUUAUACCUUGAAUGUACAAUGAAACAGCCUGUUUUUGUUUAUGUGCCUUUAAGAAGGAUGUAUUCAUAUGACUUAUGUUGUGUUUAUGAUUUUUUUUUUUUAUAUUGUGGAUCAUUCGAUAGCAGUUGCGGUGUAAACACCCCUUGUACAACGCAAACAUCUGUAGUCUUAAUAGGUGGACAUACACUGACAUGCCAUGUCAUAAGACAAGAACUAGUUUUGUGUCCCAUGACUUUUGAGGUUGGGUUCUGAGUAGUCCAGCGGGCUAAGUGCUGCCACUAUGAUCAGGAGAUCGCCAGUACGAAUCCUGUUCAUGUAGCUUGCCAUCGGCUACCGGAGCCUUGAGAGAACACAGUUGGCCUUGCUCUUUCUGGGUGGGUAGAUGGCGCUCUUUCCCCACAUCACUCCAAAGGGUGAUGUGGAUCAGCACAAGGCGUCUGUGAGCUGAAGUAUUGGAACAGAGUCGCUGCGCUUUCCUCCGAGUGCGCUGUGAUGCUAUUCAGCAAUGCAUCAGCAGCAGUUUGAAAACAGGCGGUGGCUGACUUCACAUGUAUCGGAGGAGGCAUGUGCCAGUCUUUACCCUCCUGGUGUUGGGGCAUCACUAGUAUUAGGGGGAUGACCCACUAAUGAGUGGGUUGGGUGAUUGGACGUGUAAAUAAAAAAAAUAAAUAAAAAUAAAUGAAUAAGUUGAACCAUGUUUGACUGCGAUAAACAUUAGCACAGUGGAGGCAUGGUUGUGGGCAUGAAAACGCACCGAUUUCCACACUGCUCCGUGGCAGAAGCAAACUAAUCUGUUGCUGGAGAAACAGCUGAAUCCAAUGGGGGUCAGCGCGACUACCGCGUGCAGUGUGCAAGCACCUUAACACACUAUGAUCCAAUUACAUUCUGCUAUACCAUGAAUUUUGGUAUGUCAGUGUGUGUAAACGCUUGACCUGUUUUUGUGACUUUAUAAAACUGAACUAAAAAUGGGCUGUUAUUCCAUAUUUGGUUGUUAUUUAACUGUUUUAUUUAAGAAGAAAUGAAGGAAUAUUCAUAUAUUUCAGUGAUACGGGUUAUUUCUUUUACAGGAGAGAUGUGAAGGUAUUGUCAGACACAUUCCAAUCCUAUUAUUGUAAUUAUAAGAAUGUGGAAAUGUUUUAUUUUUCAGUGUCAAAUAAAUGAUCUUUGAUUUGUCUGUCUUUGGCUUGCUUAAAUGGCAAGCUAAGCUUUGCACAAUAUAAGGCUUACCUUAAAGUGUAAUGUUUCUUUUGUCAUACUCAUAUUGUAAAUGGUGAACACCUCAAUGAAAAAGGGAAACAAUUAAAUUACUGUUAAAGAUG